Messenger RNA from Teleopsis dalmanni, 1289 nucleotides. RefSeq lists its product as uncharacterized. The coding region runs from base 264 to 1043 and encodes 259 amino acids. The record is from RefSeq and is a predicted model, not a curated record. NCBI's taxonomy places the organism in Eukaryota, Metazoa, Arthropoda, Insecta, Diptera, Diopsidae. The transcript is spliced from 3 exons.
AUAAAAAUUUAUAAAAUUUUAUCUGAAACUCUUGUGCAGUUUACUACAUAUAUAUUUUGUGUAGAUAUAUCUAGUGCGGUAUAUCUCUUGAGUUUAAAUUUUAUAAGUGAUUAUUAUAGAAAAAUUUGUAGUACUCAGUGAAUUGUUAAUGAAGAAAAAUUAAAGGAACACGUGAUCGCUUUUGUAGAAGUUAUCUUGUAUUCACCACCCAGCACUAAACUGGAGAUUGUUGAAUGAUUUGAGUUUUCCUGUGUUAAGUCAUCAUGAACAGAGAUCGAACAACAAAAACCAAGACUAAGAAGCAUAAUUCUCCCGCUGGUGAUCGAGCAGGUCCCUGUAGCUCAAAUCGUAUAAUGGAUUCAUAUACAGAUGAUCUCUAUCCAACCACAGUGCAACAUCGGCCAGAGCAUGUGUUUCUGUAUUGGCUUACAGUAGGAAUUGGUAUGAGUAUUUAUUUGGUCUGCGUUACCUUCCUGGCGCCAGCUGAAUCACCCAAAUGGACGACCACAUGUAUAACUUCUGGAAUUUUGUGUUUCACGGCACUGUUAUACUUUUCAGAAGUUAAAAGCAGAGCCGAUAAUAUUAAUCGUGUUGGAUUUCUCCAACAUUUACUUACAGUGAUAGGGCAAAGCACACUUGUUGGUAUUGGUUGGAUUGUAUUCGUAAAGGUCGUGGAAGUCACUAGUGAUUCUGUCAAUAAGCAACAAAGGCCUCUAUUCAGAAACCGAGAAACGUCAUGGAGGGAAGACAGUCUUUUCCAUUAUUUGGCUUAUAUAUGCAUGGUGGUCGCUUGCCUUGGACUUUGUGUUCCACGUCAAAAAAUCAGUGAUGUUAAAAUUUUUGUUAUGAAUCUAUUAAAUCGAUUUUGGCAAUGGAUACAAAACUCCAUGGGUUUUUCAAAAGUAGAUAAAAAUGAGGAGGAAUCAGCAAACACUCCCUACAACCAGAAAAUGAUACGGAGCGCUGAAAGAGAAAUAAAAAAACAGGAGCGAGAGAAAAAUAAUAAAAAAAAAGUUAAGAAACAACAAAAGAAAAAGACCUAGUCAGGUUUAAGUUCUGGACUUAAAAAUUUUCACAAAUGAACGAAUAAAUUUUUGAACUCGGAAAAUUAGUAUUAACUGCGGAACUACGUAUGCAGAUAUUAUCAUAUUUUAUAUAUUAAGAAUUGCUUUAUUUCAUGACUGAUAAAUAAAUUACAAAUCUAUUGAAGGUUCGAAAAAUUCGGUAUAUAGUCUGCAAGUAUUUAUAAUAUGCAGGAAGUUAAGCGAUUGCAAUGGGUAUUUUGAACG